Molecule: messenger RNA, 1061 nt
Organism: Centropristis striata (black sea bass)
Lineage: Eukaryota; Metazoa; Chordata; Actinopteri; Perciformes; Serranidae
Gene: eny2
Product: ENY2 transcription and export complex 2 subunit
Exons: 5
Coding region: 436-723 (95 amino acids)
Biological process (GO): regulation of transcription by RNA polymerase II; positive regulation of DNA-templated transcription; poly(A)+ mRNA export from nucleus
Cellular component (GO): nuclear pore; SAGA complex; DUBm complex
Molecular function (GO): transcription coactivator activity; chromatin binding
Source: RefSeq, a predicted model, not a curated record
GGCAAAAUCUGAUGGGAAAAGGCUUGAAAUCAAAACAUCUCUUUUCCUUAGCGACAUAUUAAAUAUGACUUUGAAGCAAAAAUACCUUGAAACGUAAAUGAAACCCAUUGUUUAGCUGAUAGCGACUGUCGGCCUUUGAGAUGUUUCUUCUUAUAACAUGCCUGCUGUUUUCAGCGCCAAUUAACGUGUUGUAAUCUGAACUUUUUUCCACCUACGACACAGUCUGGCAAGGUUGUGGUAAAACUGAGACUGACGCCUUUUUAAUUUAUCCCUCUCUGCUGUGUAAGUAAAUACUGAUAGACUCUUCACACUUAUUCAGAAGCCCAGUUAACUCUUUUACUACUGACUAAUAACAUAGAAGUUAGCUGAUUGGCAUGGUAACGUUAAGUUUAACAUAACGUGAGCUAGUGCCGCAUGAGCAAACGGUGAAAGACUAUGAGUAAAGAGUCCAGAAUGAGAGCAACAGUAAACCAGAAGCUGACAGAGAUGGGGGAACGAGAGAGACUGAAGGAGUUACUGAGGGUGAAGCUCACUGAGUGUGGAUGGAAGGACCAGAUGAAAGCUCACUGCAAAGACGUAAUCAAAGAAAAAGGCCUGGAGCAUGUCACUGUUGAGGACCUGGUGGUAGAGAUCACUCCUAAAGGAAGAGCUUUGGUGCCAGACAGCGUGAAGAAAGAACUUCUCCACAGAAUAAGAGCCUUCUUGGCUCAGCAUGCCACAUAAUUUAGUUUUUUAACACUUCCUUAGACCACUUGCCUAUAUCAUCAUCAUAGAUAAUAUUUUAAUGAAUUUAUUUACUUGAAUCUUAAAGGUUUUUUUUUCAUUAUCUUGAAACAUCAGAGACACACACAACCUUGGUUGUUUGGAUGUGCGGUUUUACUAAUUCUGUGACUACAGUUAAGCAAUUGUUAAUGCACUUACCUUGCACAUUUAGUUAUCCUUUAUAUAAGAAAUAUGCUAUAGAAACAAAGCUUUUGAUUCAUGAACAAUAUUAAUUUAAUAUAACAUAUAAAAAAUAAAGAUAUAACAAUAACAAAAUAAAAUAGAAGCUUUUUUUCCUG